AAAAAAGAAGCCAAUUUUACAAAGGCCCUGUCUCUCUCUCUUUCCCUCUCCUCCCGUUUGUUUUUUUCUUUUCCUUUUUGGCUAAUAUCCGUUGCUCCGUAACGAUGUGCCUUCCCCUUCCAAUCGAUGCGCCUUCGUCUUUUAGCUGUUAAGAAAGAAAAAUCGAAAUCAUAUCACACGAAACAAAGAAGGAGAUAGGUCGGUGGUCGACGGCAGGGAAGAAGAAAAGAAGGGGGUAAAAGGAAACUUUCAUAAUGGGGGCGUAUAGAGCCGACGAUGAUUACGAUUACUUGUUCAAGGUUGUGUUGAUCGGCGACUCCGGCGUCGGGAAAUCCAACCUUCUGUCCCGUUUCACCAGGAACGAGUUCAGCCUCGAGUCGAAAUCCACGAUCGGGGUCGAGUUCGCAACUCGGAGCAUCCACGUCGAUGAUAAGGUCGUCAAGGCCCAGAUUUGGGAUACUGCUGGCCAAGAAAGGUAUCGAGCCAUAACCAGCGCAUACUACCGAGGAGCAGUGGGAGCACUGCUCGUCUAUGACGUGACACGCCAUGUCACGUUCGAGAACGUGGAGAGGUGGCUGAAGGAGCUCCGGGACCACACCGACGCCAACAUCGUCAUCAUGCUCGUCGGGAACAAGGCCGACCUGCGCCACCUGAGGGCAGUCUCGACCGAGGACUCCAAGUCGUUCGCGGAGCGAGAGAACACCUUCUUCAUGGAGACAUCCGCUUUGGAGUCGAUGAACGUGGAGAACGCAUUCACCGAGGUGCUCACCCAGAUCUACCGUGUCGUCAGCAGGAAGGCGCUGGAUAUCGGCGACGAUCCAGCAGCAUUGCCUCGAGGGCAGACGAUCAAUGUUGGUGGCAGAGAUGAUGUGUCUGCAGUUAAGAAGGCAGGCUGCUGCUCUUCUUAAAAGAUUUUGGGGGUAAAAACAGAGCAAUGGAGGUCAAUUGUUCUUGUUCUGAAGAAGUGGAGAGUGGUGAGAGGUUUGAGAGCAAGAUUGUUGCUCAAGGAAUAUGUAUUUGUUUAGGUGAUUGUAUAAUCUACCCUGUUCAUAUAUACACGCACAAGUAAAUUUAACUGUUGAGAACUGAGAAUCCUAGUAAAGGCAAAACUAGUGUAGACCUGCUAACCAGAGAUAUCAAUUUCAAAUGUAGCAGUUCUAUUUCUUUGCUUCCAAUGUUCUAUUUGGGGUUUCAACGUUGCUAAUGAAGAACCAAAC
Messenger RNA from Linum tenue, 1217 nucleotides. The record is from the annotation of a GenBank genome assembly. NCBI's taxonomy places the organism in Eukaryota, Viridiplantae, Streptophyta, Magnoliopsida, Malpighiales, Linaceae.